Molecule: messenger RNA, 395 nt
Organism: Sinocyclocheilus rhinocerous
Lineage: Eukaryota; Metazoa; Chordata; Actinopteri; Cypriniformes; Cyprinidae
Product: tartrate-resistant acid phosphatase type 5-like
Exons: 2
Biological process (GO): bone resorption
Source: RefSeq, a predicted model, not a curated record
GGAAAUCACGAUCACCGUGGAAACAUAUCAGCCCAGAUCGCCUACUCUAACAGAUCUGAAAGAUGGAUCUACCCCGACCUCUACUACGAGCUGAACUUCAAGAUUCCUCACAGCAACACUUCCAUCACGGUUCUGAUGAUUGACACGGUGGUUCUGUGUGGGAACACCUAUGACGGGCUUGACCCUGUAGGUCCGGAGAACUACGCUGCUGCUAAACGACAUCUGAAAUGGAUCGAGAAGAAACUUCAAAACGCCAAGUGAGUUAUUAGUACGACAGUAGCUACAUAAAAGCCAAAUGCAAACAGUCUGCCCAAAAUCUAAUAGAAGAACAAACAACAUUGAAAUCCAGUGUGGAUAAUCACAGGGUGUGUUUUGCUUUUACUGGGCAAACAUUA